Messenger RNA from Orussus abietinus, 2213 nucleotides. It is a transcript of the gene DPCoAC, whose product is annotated as mitochondrial coenzyme A transporter SLC25A42. The record is from RefSeq and is a predicted model, not a curated record. NCBI's taxonomy places the organism in Eukaryota, Metazoa, Arthropoda, Insecta, Hymenoptera, Orussidae. The transcript is spliced from 6 exons. Gene Ontology annotation, biological process: transmembrane transport. Bases 348 to 1298 code for a protein of 316 amino acids.
GAAACGACUUCGGGCAGUCUCGGCCAGUCUCGGUCCCGACCGUCGGCUCGCGCACGCUAGGGCCCAGAGGAGCGAAAAGUGGAGCAGCCGAGGAUGUAGCGCCGCGACGGCGAAGUCCACCGCGCCCAGGGAACGUCGACCCUUUCCGAGGCGGCGGCGUCCAGGACCUUCGACUCCCGUGACUCCUAGAACCCCGGAGGAAGCGUCGCGCCAGAAGGCGGCGCCCUCCUGGAGGCACGUCGCCCCGGUACGUCGAGGCGUCGUCGCGCGUCCUGGGUCGAAUUCAGGUGUCAGGACGUCGCAGGGAGUAGUCUCGGGCCCGGAUCGUCCCUGAUCAUCGGCCAGCCAUGCCUUCUGUCGAGUCUACGUCUUCGUCUACGAGCGUGUCCACCGUUCCCCAGGGUGGGAAGGGUCUUCAGGUCGACGGCAUCUCAAACACCCAGAGGGUAUGGACGAGUCUGCUGUCCGGCGCCAUGGCGGGCGCCCUGGCGAAGACUGUGAUAGCCCCUCUGGACAGGACGAAGAUCACCUUCCAAACCUCGAAGAGGCAGUUCUCGGCCAAGGCCGCCUUUCGGCACAUCCACCACACCUACAAGGUGGACGGGCUGUUGACCCUGUGGCGCGGUAACAGCGCGACGAUGGUCAGGGUCAUCCCCUACGCCGCAAUCCAGUUCACGGCCCAUGAACAGUGGAAGAGGUUCCUCAGGGUGAACGGCACGGAGACGAGCAGUACGGCCAAUCGGCUCCUCGCGGGUUCCCUGGCCGGGGUAACCUCGCAAGGGUUGACCUAUCCCCUUGACCUGGCCCGUGCGAGGAUGGCGGUGACGCAGAAGGCCGAAUACAAGACCCUGCGCCAGGUCUUCGUCAGGAUGUACCGGCAGGAGGGGGUCCUGGCGUUCUACAGAGGUUUCACGGCGACGAUCCUGGGAGUGGUGCCCUACGCCGGGUUCAGCUUCUUCACAUACGACACCCUGAAGAACCUCAUGGCCGCUUACACGGUGAACAGCCCCGGGAGGGCCACGAUGUCCGCUCUCUUCUGCGGGGCCGUGGCUGGUCUCGUCAGCCAGACGAGCAGCUACCCCCUGGACAUCGUGAGAAGGCGAAUGCAGACCUCGGCUGUGAUCGGCGAACGCUACCACACGGUCUAUGGGACCGCCGCUAAAAUUUACAGAGAGGAGGGUGCCAUGGCGUUCUACAAGGGCUUGAGCAUGAACUGGAUAAAGGGCCCCAUUGCCGUGGGCAUUAGCUUCGCCACCAACGACACGAUACGCGACGCCCUCAGGAGGUUCAUCAGUUAACGGGAGGAUAGUCGUCUUCGGGAGUGAUCUAUUUCGCGGAGCCUGGUUUAAACAUUGAGGCCAAGGUCGAGGGCUCCUCGGAAAAUGCGCCAUGGCAGAGAAUCCUCGAGUUAUAACACGUGCGUACUCGCAUACGCACGCACGCACGCACGCACAGGGAGCUAGGCGUGGAGGUACUUGCUCGCGAAAGGGACCCUCGUAAAUCCGAAGGGAAAAAAAAAUACUUCCACUGGAAUUAGAAAUCCAAGAAAGGAAGAGCGAGCCUCCAGGACUCACGGGGGACCUCGCGCGGGCGAGCGUUGUUGAGAAUCCUGUACAUAAUACCGUAUAAAUCGUUACAGUAAUCACUUAACUAGAAAGAGAGAGAGGCCACUUUACAGCUGCAUCGACAUUAUGGAAUCUUUGCUCGCAACCUUCCGUUGUCCGACUUAUUUUUUAUCUUUUUAUCGAUCGCCAACUAACUUAACCGACACGGCUCGACACCGCGACCGAGAUUUCUAACUCCGACAAUAAGGCGCUAAUUGGUCGCGAUGCCUUCCUGUCGAUUGCAAUUAACGUGGGAAUGUACAAUUUUUGACACUCGUAUCUCUUCGAGGUUCAAACAGGUGUAGUAACGCGUAGCUCUUCAGGUAAGCACGAGCGAUCCAACUUUAUGCGAGAUGUUCUAUUAACUGGAUCGUACGCUGAAGAUCCAUCGUAACGUUGCCCGUCUUCGGAUGCGGAGGGAAAUAAUUUAUUAAAAAUAAUAAUUAAAAAAAAAGAAGGAAUAAGUCGACGUUCGAGUCAUGAACCGUUAGAGCACGCCCUAAAUUGUCCUGGGGAAAUCGCAUCGCGGCCUCCUUGGAAGGGCUGUGCCAUUUUCCGGGACUUGGCGGAGAAAAAUGAAUAAAUGAAAAACUGAAUAUUUUCUAAGAA